Messenger RNA from Ornithorhynchus anatinus (platypus), 2838 nucleotides. It is a transcript of the gene MORN4, whose product is annotated as MORN repeat containing 4. Lineage: Eukaryota; Metazoa; Chordata; Mammalia; Monotremata; Ornithorhynchidae. The transcript has 5 exons. The record is from RefSeq and is a predicted model, not a curated record. Bases 301 to 798 code for a protein of 165 amino acids.
CACAAUUUGGGGGUCUUUUCAGCCCCUGAAACUUCCAGGUUUCGUCAGGCCUGGGGGUUCCGCUCCGAAAACUAUAGGGGAGCCAUCUCUCCCACUGCCCCCUUCUCUGCAGGGUGAAUCCUCGCCUCAUCCCCUGCGUCUCCUCUGCUCCCUUUCCCCUCUCCCUUUGGGUCUCUGUUCCCUUCACCCUUUUCUGUCUCCCCUUUAUGAGUUCUCUUCCUUUUUCAGCUUUCUCCCGGUGCCGCAACCCGUUAUCCUCCCGAAACCGAAGCUUUGGAACCAUUUUCCCGCCUCCCCGUGAUGGCUGCAGAGCGCUGUAGUGAGCGCUUGUCAAAUUGUCUCCUGGCAGCUGGGACCAUGACCCUCACUAAAGGCUCCUUCACCUACUCCAGCGGAGAAGAGUAUCGCGGCGAAUGGAAGGAGGGCCGCAGGCACGGCUUCGGUCAGCUGCUGUUUGCAGAUGGUGGCACCUACCUGGGUCAUUUUGAGAACGGGCUCUUUAACGGCUGCGGGGUGCUGACCUUCUCCGAUGGCUCCAGAUACGAGGGGGAGUUUGCCCAAGGAAAGUUCAACGGCGUCGGAAUCUUCAUUCGUCAUGAUAACAUGACCUUCGAAGGGGAGUUUAAGAAUGGCAGAGUGGAUGGCUUUGGGCUGCUGACCUUCCCGGAUGGCUCCCACGGGCUGCCCCGCAACGAGGGCCUGUUUGAGAACAACAGACUCCUGCGGCGUGAGAAGUGCGCGGCCGUGCUCCAGCGGGCCCAGAGCGCCUCCCAGGCAGCCCGCGGCCUCCCGGCCUGAGGCGGCCCGAGCCGGCGCCGAGGGCCAGUCCGGAGCGGCGGCUGGAGGGUGCCACGGGCCAGUCCGGAAAGGCCCCGGGUGGCCGUCCUCUCCAGACGGAGCUGGGCGCGGGGCGUGCAGGGGCCUCGUGUCUCCGCGUGCCCGUUUACCCGGACGCCCCUCCGGAAGUUGGACCGAGGGAGCGGAUCAGCCAAUACCCCCCCUUCCAGAACGUCGGAUCCUACGGAUGGUGGGGCGGCGGCACCGGGCUCCCCCCUGCGCCCGCUGCCCAGCAGAGCACGGCCCUCUCUCCCUCGCAGCCGUGCUCUCCACUGCCUCCGGACGCCCACCGCCUUCACCCUCCUCUGUCUCCUGUGUGUGAGACCUCCAUCCCACCUCUGGUCCCUCCUUGCCAACAAGCCAGUGCCUUGUGCCGCCCCGGAGAGGCAGGGCAGAGCUACGUGCCGAGAGAAGGCACGCGGCCUCCCUGCGGGCCAGCCUCAGAGUCUUUACCUUUAUCCUCGUUGCCUGCUACCGCUUGGAACCCAGGACCCUCGGCCACCAGGGCCCUGGCUGGGCCACUGCCGGACUCACCUCUUCAAACUGGCCACCUCGCCUUCGUCCCGCAAGCGUCGGCUCCUGGGGGCUCCGGGGGACGGGGGCAGGGUCGCCUCACCUCCCCCUUGCCCUUAUCUAGCUGAACGUCCCAUCGGAGGUGCUGCUCUGCCUCCGGCUUCUCUUCUCCCUGGGCCUGGGGGCAACGGUGCAGUUGGGAAAGAAACACUCCCCAGAGCUGUUGGCUUGCGGCCACCCGGCAUUAUUGUACUCUCGGGCAGGAGAGUGCCCAAGUCUGGCCCUAGCCGAUGCAGUGCAGGCUAGAUUUGGCCACUGAGCACAGCCAAAUUAGCUUACAGUGCCACCCUGCCGAUUGCGGGAACUCCUUGGCUUUCCCUGGCCCCUCUGGGCACCUCCUGCUCCCCCCGCCCUCCGCCCCUCCUCCGGCCCCACCACACUUCAGGACCAAGCCCUGAAUAAUGGGAUCUUUUCCCCCUGGGAAGAUGACAGCUAGAGGGUCGGGGGAGAGGGGAGAACCCCGCUCCAUUUUUUUUCCUCUCUCCCUGCUGCCCACCUUCUUCCUUCUUUUUCCCUAUCACUCCCUAGGGGCAGAAGGAGAGUCUUCCUCGGGCCUGUCUGCACACUAGCUGGGUGUCUUUUGGCCUGCCAUCCUCUUGCCCCGCCACGUCCUAGAGAAACCUAGAAUUAGAACCCAAGACCUUCGGAUUCCGGACCGUGCUCUACCCACCAUGUUCUCGUUAGCGUGCACACGGCUGGACUGGACCAUUGGAAGGAGCUGACCGCAGAGGGAAGGCUUGAGCGAGGCCAAAGGGCACUUCCUUAUUCCCUGGGUCCCUGACCUUUAGGUGUGCAGCCUGCUCUUGGCCUGCCCUUCGCUCGCAGAGGGAAGUUCCCAGCAGCUGAUGGGGCAGAGGUGCUCCAGCCUCUUGUUAGUUCCCUCCUGGAGAUUCCCUGCUGUCUCCAAGUGACUUGGAUUUUCAGGAAGGAUCCGGGCGGGGGGCAGGGACUCUCCCAACAUCCCAAAAGGAGAAGGAAUUAGUAUCACUUGCAGGGGCUCCUUGCGUUGAGUUGGAGGCAGAUGUGAGCAGAGGCAAAAUAGGAUAAGAUAUACCGCUCCCAGACUCGUCCUCUACUCUCCCUCCCCUCCACCCUGCCCCCUAGACUCAUAAUGUCGUUGAGCCAUUUUGGGAUGGGAAGAUGCUAGCAACCAGUCCCACCACCCCCGGCCCCAUCCUGGCCUCAAGGGUCAGGUCUCCACUGUUCAUCCUGUUCAUCCAAGAGGCCUUCAGAUCUGCUGCAGCCUGAACCCGCCCCUCUUCAUCCCCUUUAGCCCUUUCCUUCCCCUCAACUUGUCCCUCCCUCAACAACUACUGAAUGUCCCCUCUGAAACAGAGAAAUACUGGCCAUGCGCCUCUAUUUCUGGACUGUACUGUGGUAUUGUACUGUCGGAAAAUAGUGUUGGAAAUAAACAAGUCAUCCAAAAUG